AUGAGCUCCAGCGUCGCCUCCAAGCGUCUCUUCCAAGAGUACAAGUCCUUGCUGACCAACCCCCCUGAUGGCAUCACUGCGGGGCCUGUCAAUGAGGACGACUUAUUUGUCUGGGAAGCUUUGAUUCAAGGGCCUGAGGGAACUCCAUUUGAGGGCGGCAUCUUUCCUGCAGAACUCAAGUUUCCUAAAGAUUAUCCUCUCAAUCCGCCUAAGAUGAAGUUUUUGGGAGAAAUAUGGCACCCUAAUGUCUACACAAAUGGCGAAGUGUGCAUAUCCAUCCUGCAUCCUCCCGGCGACGACCCAAACCACUAUGAGAGCGCUUCUGAAAGAUGGUCUCCGAUCCAGAGUGUGGAAAAGAUCUUGAUAUCUGUCAUGUCCAUGCUGGCCGAACCAAACGAUGAGAGUCCGGCCAACGUUGAAGCGGCAAAAAUGUGGAGAGAUCGACGGCAGGAUUUCGAAAAGCGAGUGCGAGAAGGCGUGAGACGGUCGCUGGGGUUAUGA
Messenger RNA from Rhinocladiella mackenziei CBS 650.93, 501 nucleotides. RefSeq lists its product as uncharacterized. The record is from RefSeq and is a predicted model, not a curated record. Gene Ontology annotation, cellular component: endoplasmic reticulum; cytosol. NCBI's taxonomy places the organism in Eukaryota, Fungi, Ascomycota, Eurotiomycetes, Chaetothyriales, Herpotrichiellaceae. The coding region runs from base 1 to 501 and encodes 166 amino acids. The transcript is spliced from 2 exons.